CAGAAGGACGCUGGUGGUUUCUGACACUCGGUGCUGGGGGUGAAAGCUUAUUCACUCCACUGCCUUGUUUCUUUUACCACGUUGCCGUCAAACCGCUGUGGCUUCCACCUCAACCACAACUAACUCCGUCGGUAUGGCCAUCACUGAUGUUCUCGCUGUCUCGGACAUUACCUCAGCGAUUAACGCGUGUAAAGCAAAGGAUUCCUUUAACCCAAAGAUGUUUUUCAAAGUCGUGGGUUUAUCAAAAAAGACUCCAACCGAGAUAGAGAAGGUCUUUAACAUCUUGGACCAGGACAAAAGUGGCUUCAUAGAGCAGGAUGAGUUACAACUCUUCUUGCAGAACUUCUCCAAAGGAGCCAGGACGUUGACUGCUGCUGAGACCAGAGGCUUCCUGCUAGAAGGCGACUCUGACGGUGAUGGCAAGAUUGGAUGGGAAGAGUUUUCCGCACUGGUCAAGUCUUCAUAAGAGCAGCCUGACUUGAUGUCUCUAUGAUUUAUUGUAUGGUAAUAAUCUCAGGGUGGAUGUUCUAAAUUAGCCACAGACACAAGAGCUUGAGUAGAAAAACAUUCCAAGUGUUUAAAUGAAUCUUAACUGUAAUGUUAUUCCUCAUACUGGUUCUAUAAAUAAAGACACACACCCUAAAA
Messenger RNA from Syngnathus acus (greater pipefish), 645 nucleotides. Its product is annotated as parvalbumin, thymic-like. Lineage: Eukaryota; Metazoa; Chordata; Actinopteri; Syngnathiformes; Syngnathidae. The coding region runs from base 134 to 466 and encodes 110 amino acids. The transcript has 4 exons. Gene Ontology annotation, molecular function: calcium ion binding. Gene Ontology annotation, cellular component: nucleus; cytoplasm. The record is from RefSeq and is a predicted model, not a curated record.